Acromyrmex echinatior (Panamanian leafcutter ant) is the source of this 3717-nucleotide messenger RNA. It is a transcript of the gene Atg9, whose product is annotated as autophagy-related protein 9. Gene Ontology annotation, biological process: protein localization to phagophore assembly site; autophagy of mitochondrion; reticulophagy. Gene Ontology annotation, cellular component: autophagosome; phagophore assembly site. The record is from RefSeq and is a predicted model, not a curated record. NCBI's taxonomy places the organism in Eukaryota, Metazoa, Arthropoda, Insecta, Hymenoptera, Formicidae.
CUCAGGAAAGAUGGUGAAACGCAGAGAGACAGAUGUGCAGUUCUAAACGUCCCGAUGUCUAAAUCGCCAGUGAAUAAUCACGCGAACGGCGGCCGAUAUGCGAGCGGGCAAUCGUGCGUAGCUUACAGGCGGGAUUGAGCGUUACGAUUUGAGAGAUUCGUCGUGAUCCGGGCAUCGCUCGUGGAUCCGUAAUCGCGGCACGAAGGUACGCGGAUAGAUGCAGAAUGUGCCUUUGUUUAUGGAGAUCAGCUGUGCUCCCCAAAACAUCUCGCGUCACCCUUUCCGUUUCGCGCGCUCUUCUUACAAUCAGCGACCCACGCUGCUAUUUUCGUCGGAUAAAGGUCAGCCGAAUUUUGCCGAAUGCAGGGACGAAGUGAUCGAGGAGCACGCGUGACGUUUUUUAUCGCACUGUUCGCAGAGAGCUCGAAAGAACUUUAUCGAAAAAAGAAAAAAAAUUAUGGAAAAAAGAGAAACCUGAUUCACCGUCUUAUGGUUGAAAGAGAGAGAGAGAGAGAGAGAGAGAGAGAGAGAGAGAGAGAGAAAGUCCAUUUCUUUGCAUUUUCCAAGAAUAGCACAAAUUAAGCUCUUGGUUUUUAAAUCGCAUUUUGCCUCGGAACAUCUUAAAACUUUGUUGUUUCUGUGUUGUUCUAGAGAAUCGACGUAUUUUGCAACGCACAAGGAGUUCAGGUUUCGCGCUGCAGGCAUUAUGCUUGUGAAGCAACCAUCAACUGGUAGCUAAUUAAAUUUUAUGACAUGAAAGAAUGAAACGAGAAACUGUCAUUACCAUUGUAGAGCCUGAUCGACGUGCGCAAACGAUGACGACGGUAUUGGACAGUAGCUAUCAACGUAUACAGCCUUACGAGGGGCAAGAGGAAGACGCGGACGAUGAAGACGAUCGUGAGGAGGCGCCUCAAGAAUCAGGUGUCAUCAUCCAUGUGGUACCGGAGGGUAACAAAGCACGAUGGAAUCACAUCGAAGACCUAGAUUCAUUCUUCACACGAAUGUAUCACUAUCAUCAGCAACAUGGCUUCGUCUGUAUGAUGCUCCAAGAAGUUUUGGAAUUACUGCAAUUCUUUUUUGUAGUCACAUUCGUUACCUACCUCUUUCACUGCAUCGAUUACAGUAAAUUAUAUAGUGGAAAUACCACCGAUAUCAUCAACAAAAGCGAUGCAAUAAUGUGCAUGGGAGAUUGUAUAAAGUCGAUCUCUUCAUUUUAUUGGAGUCUUCUCGUAGUCGCGACAAUUUUCUUUAUCCUCCAAUUCCUCAAAGUUUUGUAUCACCUAACGCAGUUCUGGGAGAUCAAAAUGUUCUUCAAUACAGCGCUUAAAAUCGCCGACAGCGAGCUAGACAAUUUUACGUGGCACGAAGUUCAGAAACGUGUGAUAGAAGUGCAGAAGGAGCAAGAGAUGUGCAUUCAUAAAAGAGAACUUACGGAAUUAGAUAUAUACCAUAGGAUAUUAAGACAUAAAAAUUAUAUGGUAGCUAUGAUCAACAAAUCACUCUUACCUGUACGACUCAAAGUCCCCAUUAUAGGUGAAGUCAUUUUUUUGACACGGGGUUUGAAAUAUAAUAUAGAAUUAUUACUAUUUUGGGGACCAUGGUCACCAUUCGAAAAUAAUUGGCAUCUAAAGGAAGAUUAUAAAAAGUUAAAUAAGAGGCAAGAACUCGCACGAUCAUUGUCUAAACAUAUUUUAUGGGUCGGUAUCGCAAAUUUCGUUCUGUGUUUCCUUAUUCUUCUAUGGCAGGUUCUUUAUACGUUUUUCAAUUACGCUGAAACUAUUAAACGAGAGCCAAGUGUUCUGGCGAUGCGGACGUGGUCCCUAUACGGUCGAUUGUACCUGCGACAUUUCAACGAACUCGAUCACGAAAUGAAUGCGCGUCUCAGUCGCGCGUACCGUCCUGCUUCGAAGUAUAUGAGCAGCUUCACGUCUCCAAUAAUGACAAUAGUCGCAAAGCACAUAGCGUUUAUCACUGGUAGCGUAUUGGCAGUGUUACUAGUUAUAACGUUAAUCUAUGAGCCAACAUUCUCGAUGGAACGUGUGGUUGCCUACAUGACCAUGUUAGGAGGAGUGGCAGCAUGCGCGAAGGCAAUUGUACCCGAUGAGAAUCUAGUUUGGUGUCCCGAGACUCUUCUAACUGCUGUGCUGGCCCACACGCAUUACAGACCGGAUAGUUGGCGAGGGACUGCUCAUACGCAUACCACUAGAGCCCAAGUAGCACAGUUAUUCCAAUAUCGCGCGGUGCAUCUGUUGGAAGAAUUGGUUUCUCCAUUCGUGACAACAUAUAUUUUGUGCUUCCGUAUGCGACACCGAGCCUUAGAGAUUGUAGACUUUUUUCGUAACUUCACGAUUGAAGUGGCUGGAGUCGGUGAUGUGUGUAGCUUCGCUCAGAUGGACGUACGUAGACACGGCAAUCCCAUGUGGCAGACUGUAGCGCACAGUCCCACGGUCUCUCCGCUGCCAGAGGAGAGACUGCAUCAUAGUGCAGGAUACGACAAUCAGUACGGCAUCGAUGCAGACAAGUACCACGUACCGAUGUCGAAUCAUUAUACCCAGGCCGAAGACGGCAAAACCGAAUUGUCCCUCAUACAUUUCACUCUGACGAAUCCUGAGUGGAAGCCGCCGUCCCAUGCGGAGAAUUUCGUAACUGCUUUGAGAGAAAGGGCUAAGAAGGAAGUAACUGCCGAUCCUGAUCCUUAUAACAAUCCCCUGAUAGCUAGUUUGAAUAGUCUGUCCGGUCUUGGCUACAGAGAUCAUGUGUCGAAUAUUAUUCGAAGUACGAUGAAUCAAGUGAGUGUACCUAGCAUGAGUAACAUUUUCACAAAUCAGCCGGGUACAUCAGCCACAUCAGUCGGCGUCGAUCAGUCGUUUGCCACAAGAUCUACCGUUCUACGUCGAGGUGUGUCCAGGACGGAAGGUCCAUUGCACAAUGAUAGAGGAUUCCUGUAUGAUUUGCAACAAGGUAUAUCAAAUCAGUCGCUAGGUGCUUCUGUAUUCGGAUCGGGCCACAGUUAUGUUAUGGAGACGCAUACAGAUCCGUAUGCACCUACAGAAUUAACCGCUGCCGAUAUGUCUUUGUCUACAUUGUACCUGCAUGAGCUUCAUCAUAGACAAGUAAGAAGAAGGGGUUACCAAGAAAUGGCAACGAGAAGUAUAUGGCAGCGAAGUCCCGUUCAAGAGCUAGCAACACUUCCCGAGGUUAGACAAGAAAGAAUACCUCUUCUGUUGCAUCAGGAUUCCUCUUUAAGGAAAAACAGAGAGUCCUAACACUAGAAAUUUCAUUUAAAUAGCAUCCGAUUCGCGCAAUAAUCAUCAUUUUUAGAGGAAUAAAGUGAUUUUUAUCUGUUUUAUUAUAUAACGAAUCCAUGAUUUAUUUUACAAUAAAUAAGUAGUCGCAAUAUCCGAGAGUGAAAUCGUUUGAACAUUCUCGGUGUUACAUAGAAGUUAUUAUGUCUUCUAAAUAUUUUACACAGAAUGCAGAGAGAGCUUGCUUCUUUCUCUCUUUUCCUCUCUCUUCUUUCUCUGUGUGGCCAACGAUCUAAUAAUGCCUAUUCUUAAUAUCAAAGGCCUAUUAAAAAGCUUACAUUUUAUAUGUAAAAUAUUCACACUUAAUAUUAUAUUUUAUAUUUUGACGUAAUGAGCAAAGCUCUAUAUAUAAAAAAGUACAAUUGAUUUAAAGGGUUAGAUCCAAUAUAGCAAGUAGAAAUUUCGACAUUUU